Laccaria bicolor S238N-H82 is the source of this 225-nucleotide messenger RNA. RefSeq lists its product as uncharacterized. The record is from RefSeq and is a predicted model, not a curated record. Bases 1 to 225 code for a protein of 74 amino acids. NCBI's taxonomy places the organism in Eukaryota, Fungi, Basidiomycota, Agaricomycetes, Agaricales, Hydnangiaceae. The transcript has 3 exons.
AUGCGAUGGAGGAUCCUCGACCUCGAGAAGAUACGGGCAGCGAAUUGCUUCAUUCUUUGCGGGCGCUCUUGGAUGUCUCGUCCGAACCUUAAUGGCAUACGCAUCGUCAAAUUUGUCGACUCUUCCCGCGUGUCGUUCUCCAAUCCCAAUACCCAAUGGUUGCAUACAGACCUCGGGGCUGCCGAGGGGAAGUCUUGUACUCCGCACUUGGUUUUGAUGCUAUGA